CUUAAUGCUGAAAACAUGUCCCUUCAGCAACAAACAGUUGUAGAAAUUUACAAUGUACCUGUGGGCAUCAUCAGCUUGUUGUCAGUUUGUUACGGGACCGUGUCCUUGCUGGCAGUGAUGGGAAAUCUUUGUGUGUUAUGGAUUGUAGCUACUAGCCUCCGUAUGCAGACAGUGACAAACUUUUUUAUCGCAAACUUGGCCAGCGCGGACAUCAUUAUUGGUCUAUUUUCUAUUCCUUUUCAAUUUCAAGCGGCGUUGUUACAGCGUUGGGUUUUACCCGAAUUCAUGUGUGCGUUCUGUCCCUUUGUCCAGACUUUGUCUGUGAAUGUCAGUAUCUUCACUUUGACGGCUAUUGCUCUGGAUCGGUUUCGGGCCGUUAUGUAUCCUCUCAAAGCUAGAACUACAAAACUGAGAGCAAAGUUCAUUAUCCUGGGAAUAUGGGCAUUUGCUGCUGCCGCAAGCCUACCCUACGCCUUGGCCCUAAGAGUGACCUAUGUGUAUGACCCCACAACAGGGAACAAUACCAAACCCUUCUGUAACAACGUGGGCAUUUCAAAAUUGGUCUGGAGAACAUAUAGUCCAAUCUUAGUAUUUUUACAGUACUUCCUUCCCCUGUUCGUUAUCAGCUAUGCUUAUGGUCGCAUGGGUUUGAAACUGAAAGAUGCUCAAGCUCCAGGCAACGCAGAAGGGACACGAGAUGCUGGGAUUCUUCGAAACAAAAGAAAGGUCAUCAAGAUGCUUUUUAUUGUUGUUGCUCUGUUCGUAAUCUGCUGGCUUCCGUUCCAAACGUACAACCUCCUACAAGAGAUAUUCCCACAAAUUAAUAGCUAUAAAUACAUCAACGUCAUAUGGUUCUGCAGUCAUUGGCUAGCCAUGAGUAAUUCCUGCUACAACCCAUUUAUUUAUGCCAUCUACAAUGAAAGAUUCAAACGGGAGUUUCGACACAAAUUCCACAGAAGCAGCCAUAGGAGACGCCGACAACAGCAGUUCUCGGACCUGGAUAACUCAAACACCUUGGUUCUUUCUGUGCGGCAGUCAACCCGAGGAUCAAGAAAUGGACAAAAGCACUUCAUCAACAAGAAACACAUCAUCAACCAGGCUCAAUGUUCCGCCUCGAAACCACACCACCAGCCUAUAGUGGUAGAUCUCUGCUCAGAAACAAGAGUUGAACACGUUCUUGGAUCAGUUCAGGUCCAAACAGCGUCAACUUUUACUAGUUCUGUUUAGAAGAACGUUCAUUCAUAUUCCAAGCUAAGUGAGAAAACCAAUAUCUCGUUGUGUAACUUUUCAAUUAUAACAAAAUGUCAUUCUCGUCUUCUCUCUUUUUAUUCACAAACUGUAAAGAUGGAUCUAGUAGAAUGUG
Messenger RNA from Limulus polyphemus (Atlantic horseshoe crab), 1363 nucleotides. Its product is annotated as RYamide receptor-like. The transcript is spliced from 5 exons. Gene Ontology annotation, molecular function: neuropeptide Y receptor activity. Gene Ontology annotation, cellular component: membrane. The record is from RefSeq and is a predicted model, not a curated record. Gene Ontology annotation, biological process: G protein-coupled receptor signaling pathway. Bases 16 to 1227 code for a protein of 403 amino acids. Lineage: Eukaryota; Metazoa; Arthropoda; Merostomata; Xiphosura; Limulidae.